GUGAUGGGUGUGGACACACGGUUCUGGGCCCUGAAAGUGGAACUCUUGCUUCAAUAAACUACCCACAGACCUCUCCCAAUAGCACAGUCUGUGAAUGGGAAAUUCGUGUAAAGCCUGGGCAGCGAGUUCAGCUCAGAUUUGGCGAUUUUGAUAUUGAUGACUCGGAUUCCUGUCAUUCCAGUUACUUAAGAGUUCACAAUGGUAUUGGCCCCACCAGGACAGAGAUAGGAAAAUAUUGUGGGUUUGACUUUCAAAUGGAUGGUUUAAUUACUUCAAAAAGUAACGAAGUCACAGUACAGUUCAUGAGUGGAACACACACUUCUGGACGUGGAUUUCUUGCAGCUUAUUCAACCACUGACAAAUCAGACCUAAUUACCUGUUUAGACAAUGCAAGUCACUUUUCCGAACCAGAAUUCAAUAAGUACUGUCCAGCUGGAUGUGUGAUUCCUUUUGCUGAUAUUUCAGGCACUAUUCCCCAUGGAUACAGAGACUCAUCAUCACUUUGUAUGGCUGGUGUUCACGCAGGCGUUGUGUCAAAUACUCUGGGUGGCCAAAUUAAUGUUGUAAUCAGCAAGGGCAUUCCAUACUAUGAAGGCUCCCUGGCUAACAACGUCACCUCUAAAGUGGGACCGUUAUCUACAAGUCUCUUCACAUUUAAGACAAGUGGUUGCUAUGGGACACUGGGGAUGGAAUCUGGGGUAAUCCCCGAUUCCCAGAUCACGGCAUCAUCUGUUCUUGAGUGGUCUGACCAGACAGGACAAGUGAACGUUUGGAAACCUGAAAAUGCCAGACUAAAAAGAGUUGGUCCUCCUUGGGCUGCUUUUAUCAGUGAUGAACAUCAGUGGUUGCAGAUUGACUUGAACAAAGAAAAGAGAAUAACAGGUAUCAUAACUACUGGAUCAACCUUAGCAGAGUACUACUAUUACGUCUCAGCCUACAGAAUUUUGUACAGUGCUGACGCACAGAAAUGGACAGUGUACAGAGAACCUGGCAUGGACAAAGACAAGAUAUUUCAAGGGAACACUGAAUUGUACCAGGAAGUUCGGAAUAAUUUCAUUCCACCUAUCAUUGCACGCUUCUUUAGGAUUAACCCCUUGAACUGGCAUCAGAAAAUUGCAAUGAAAGUAGAAUUGCUGGGAUGUCAGUUUAGUAUCGGCCGUGCUCCUAAAUUCACGAUGCCACCACCACCACAGAACAAGAAUGACAAGAAUGAUGACUUCAGUGAUGACAUCAUUAAUUCAGUGAAGACUUCGUUGCAGACAGAUAAAACAACUUUCACCCCCGAAAUAAAGAACACCACAGUGACUCCGAGUGUAACCAAAGAUGUGGCAUUGGCAGCAGUUCUGGUUCCAGUGCUGGUGAUGGUCUUCACUACUCUGAUUCUUAUCUUAGUUUGUGCGUGGCAUUGGAGAAACCGCAAGAAAAAAACUGAGGGCACUUACGACCUACCUUACUGGGAUCGUGCAG
Molecule: messenger RNA, 1467 nt
Organism: Antrostomus carolinensis (chuck-will's-widow)
Lineage: Eukaryota; Metazoa; Chordata; Aves; Caprimulgiformes; Caprimulgidae
Gene: DCBLD2
Product: discoidin, CUB and LCCL domain containing 2
Exons: 12
Biological process (GO): wound healing
Cellular component (GO): plasma membrane
Molecular function (GO): signaling receptor activity
Source: RefSeq, a predicted model, not a curated record